GUUACCCUAAGGGUUCACUAGGAUAAAGGUUGGGAGUACAACCACAUUCCUGCACUAAAACUAAGCAUAGUUUAAACGUGUGGUUCCAGUAAGGAUACUUUUACAUUUCAACGUGUCCCCUAAGUUACUGGUACUGUCUAAAGGUUGUGACCAACAGAGCCAGGAAAACAUACAGACCUAUACUUGUUUCAAAGUUGGUUUGGAAUUUGACAGAGAGAUAGAGAUGGAGUUAUCGGAUAUUUCCUUCCCUAUCACCUCGGCUGAUGACUUUUAUGAUGAUCCGUGUUUUAACACCAGUGACAUGCAUUUCUUCGAGGACCUGGAUCCGCGGUUGGUCCACGUGGGUCUCCUCAAGCCGGACGACCACCAUCACAACGAAGACGAACACAUCAGGGCCCCCAGCGGUCACCACCAAGCCGGCAGGUGCCUUCUCUGGGCAUGCAAAGCCUGCAAGAGGAAAACCACCAACGCAGACCGGAGGAAGGCUGCUACCAUGCGUGAGAGAAGGAGACUUGGCAAGGUCAACGACGCUUUCGAGACCCUAAAAAGAUGUACGUCAACCAACCCCAACCAGAGACUUCCCAAGGUGGAGAUCCUGAGAAAUGCCAUCAGCUACAUCGAAUCUCUACAGUCUCUACUCAGAGGCCAGGACGGAGAGAACUACUACCCGGUGCUGGAGCAUUACAACGGGGACUCAGACGCCUCUAGUCCACGUUCAAACUGUUCUGAUGGAAUGAUUGACUAUAAUGCCCCAACGUGUACGUCUGCCAGAAGAAGUAACUAUGACAGCUCUUAUUUCUCCGAGACUCCAAAUGCUGAUGCCAGAAACAACAAGAACGCAGUCAUUUCCAGUUUGGAUUGUCUAUCCAGCAUCGUGGAGAGAAUCUCAACAGAGACGUCACCUUGCACUCUGUUAUCAAUUCAAGAGGGUUCGGAGGGUAGCCCUUGCUCUCCCCAAGAGGGAUCUAUCCUAAGUGAUACCGGGGCACCCGUGCUGUCACCGACCAACUGCCCACAGCCCUCCCAAGAUCCCAUCUACCAAGUUCUAUGAAAAGACUGUAUUAUGGCUACAUUCAUUAAAAUGAAUCAAUUCCUGUAAAUGAAGAAAAAAGACUGGGUUGCAGUAUGUUGCUAUAGAGGACGGCAAAUAUACCAUUCUUUCUUUAAUUGAAGGGUUUCUAUUCCAAGUUCAAACAUUGGCUUUUCAUGGGUUAGGCUAUGUUAUAGGAAACUGGCCUGUCAUGUACCGAUUUAUUUAAAGUGAAUUCGUUUAUGAAAAUGUGACCACUUUCUUAGAUUUGUGUGUACGUGUCUCUUCUCUGACAUCUUUUUUUUAGCUAUUUUUAUUGUUUAUGACAAUAAAGGACCAUUUUGUAUAUGUGUAAAUAAGAGGGGACAUGUUGAAGAAACAAAGGAACGAAUAGGAUUUGUAUUGUAUUUAAUAUUGCUUGUUUAUUUACUGGGCGCUUGGCUUGUUUGUUGUGAGAAAUGUUCAACUUUAUAUUUAUACUUCUUAA
Molecule: messenger RNA, 1517 nt
Organism: Esox lucius (northern pike)
Lineage: Eukaryota; Metazoa; Chordata; Actinopteri; Esociformes; Esocidae
Gene: myod1
Product: myogenic differentiation 1
Exons: 3
Coding region: 224-1051 (275 amino acids)
Biological process (GO): muscle organ development; positive regulation of myoblast differentiation; regulation of transcription by RNA polymerase II
Molecular function (GO): DNA-binding transcription factor activity, RNA polymerase II-specific; RNA polymerase II cis-regulatory region sequence-specific DNA binding; protein dimerization activity
Source: RefSeq, a predicted model, not a curated record